Molecule: messenger RNA, 654 nt
Organism: Brenthis ino (lesser marbled fritillary)
Lineage: Eukaryota; Metazoa; Arthropoda; Insecta; Lepidoptera; Nymphalidae
Source: the annotation of a GenBank genome assembly
AUGUUCCUUUCCAUCGUUUUGGCAGUGCUUUGUUUUUGCUGUAGAGCUUUAGCGAAUCCAGACCAGCAAAGCUUUCCUGAUAUGGUUUUUACAGUUCUUAAAGAGCAUGACCCUUUAUUCGUGGAAAAAAUUGAGGGCAACUUAUCCACACUAAAAUAUACAUUAUACAACUCUACGAUUGUUGGCUCUAAAAAUUGUGAAAUAAAGAAUUUUAAAGCUAAUAAGGAUGAAACAGCAGUACAACUCGAACUACAUUGUUCUUCAAUAACGUUGAUGGGCGACUAUGAUACCAAUGGACGUCUUAUAGCUCUAAAUGUAGAAGGACAUGGUGGUUACAGCAUUAUUUCAGGAAAAUAUAAAAUAACCAUUGACUUUGAACUGACGAAAGCACAAGGGAAGGAUGGGAAAACUCAUUUAGCAAUCAAAAACUUUAAAAUAAAAUGUGAGGGUUUAUCGGCAAACAAAUACAACUUUAAAAAUUUAUUUAACGGUCAGAAGGAAUUGUCGGAUGCCUUAGAUAAAUUUAUUGAUGACAACUGGAAAGAAGUUGACUCAUUUGUGGAGGAACCGGCGUGGACCGCUAUAAUAAAAAAAGUCAUACUCCAUACAAACGAUUAUCUCAAGGAUGUGCCAUUAGAAAAUAUAGUUCUAAAA